Messenger RNA from Brienomyrus brachyistius, 2659 nucleotides. Its product is annotated as kunitz-type protease inhibitor 1-like. The transcript has 11 exons. Bases 186 to 1706 code for a protein of 506 amino acids. Lineage: Eukaryota; Metazoa; Chordata; Actinopteri; Osteoglossiformes; Mormyridae. Gene Ontology annotation, molecular function: serine-type endopeptidase inhibitor activity; protein binding. The record is from RefSeq and is a predicted model, not a curated record.
UACGUCACAGCCACGACAAGGAGCGGCGCUACAGCGUACUUCCUCAACUCAACAGGUCCAAGCUGGGAGGAAGCCGUGUCGCUAUCGCAAUUGUAAUCGUGACAAUCUUUCUUCGUUCUUUUUAUUUGUUUUCGUUAGAGAACAGGCUACCAGCCAUAAAGAAACAAAGGCCGUUCACCUAAAGAAUGACUCAGUGUUUCAGUGGAUUGUUAUUAUGCUUCGCACUGAUAUUAAUUCAGAGAUUUUCCGAGUGCGUCGACGAGCACUGCCUAGAUAAAUUCAAGAAAGGGAAAAAAGACUUUUUCGUGGAUGUAACAGAUUCGGUUAAGAACGGGGCCACCUUCAUCGACUCCCCAUCCGUGGAGCACGCCGAAGAUUGUGCGCAAGCUUGCUGCAAAUAUGGCACCUGUAACCUGGCCAUGUUGGAGCAGAAUGUGGAGGGAGACGCCGUGAAAAGCUGCUAUCUUUUCGACUGUUUGUACGCAAACAGACAUGUUUGCACGUUUGUAAAACGUACGGGAUUCAACAGUUACAUCUUAAAGAGUGUCUUCGAUAACUACCUGGACGGCCACCCAAAAACUCCAAGAAAAGAUGACCGGCCUCCUGUGGCCGACGCUGGAGAGGACAUGAUUGUUCAACCGACGACCGAUGUGUUUCUGAACGGCUUCCAGAGCCGAGAUGAUCACAAGAUCGUUAGUUAUAAGUGGACCUUGUUAAGUGGGAACGAAACGGUCACUCUGGAGAAAACGCAGCUGGUGGACCAGAUGAAGCUCUCCAACCUGCAUCCGGGCGAGUACGUGUUCCAGCUGACAGUCACAGAUUCCAAGGACCAGUCAGACUCUGCCGAGGUCACUGUACGGGUCCUGUCUCACAAGGAAACAGCACGGUACUGUCUCGUCCCCAAUAAGGUCGGACCCUGCCGGGCCUACUUCCCCCGCUGGUAUUACAACAUCUCCUCGCAAAUGUGCGAGAGCUUCGUGUACGGAGGGUGCAAGGGCAACCUGAAUAAUUACCUCACCCAGUCGGAGUGUAACAACACCUGCACAGGCGUGUCCGAAGUGUCUACUCCUGCCAGUAGGGGGUUCCAUCCGCCUGAAACCAAAGCCCCUGUAUGUGGCCAACCCUGCGGAGCGCAGUGUUUCCCCUGCACCGACGGCUGCUGUGUGGAUGCUGAGCUGGAGUGUGACGGUUUGAGUCAGUGCCACGAUGGCAGUGAUGAAGCGUCCUGUCAGCACUUAAACACAACAUUAAAUCACCUGCUGAAUAUCCCUGUGGAUAAACUGGAAGUGCGCUGCACGGUACCUCCGGAGACUGGGCCUUGCCGGGCUUACAUGACCCGUUUCUUCUAUAACCCAAUCCACCGGAAGUGUUUCGAGUUCAUCUACGGUGGCUGCGGAAAUUUCCCAAACAAUUUUGACGUAGAGAGCACUUGCCUGGACACCUGCAAAUCCAUCACAGAGGAAGACGUCUUCUUGCGGGGAAUUUUUGAGCGCUCCAAGGAGGAAAAAAGCCAUUCUGUUGGUGUUGUUAUCGGCCUUCUGCUGGGUGGAAUCAUGGCGGUGCUGUUGGCGGUCCUGGUGUACCGCGCCCUCAAGACCAAGAAGGAGGAGGUGCAUCACCAACGUGUGCCUGUUGACCCCACCCCCGUGCCUGUCCCGGACGAUGCAGAACACCUGGUCUACAACACGACUACCAAGCCCCUCUGAGUGUGUAGACUCUCCCUCCCCCCCAUAGAAACACUCUCCUACACUUAUCAUUCUCUGUGAGCUAUAUUGGUGAACAUACAUUUUACUUGGCAGUUCAUUUCCUAGGAGUGCAUGUGACUCAGUUUUACAGUCCAGUUUAUGUAUUAUGCACUGCUAGGAUUUAUUGUUACAUGUUUUGUUUUUUUGAGGGGGGGGGGGGGGGGCGUGGGAGUUGAGUUGGUGUUUUGUGAGAUGUUGGUCUCAGAGUAAGGGGAUUUUCAGCCAAAAUCCUGAGGAUGUUCCUGUUGCUUUUUGUUUGGUCACAGAAAGACUUCCUUCUACCUUCACUGAUAUGAGAUGUAUUUAUUUUGAAAUUUACGCUGGGAGGACACUUGCCCCCCCCCCAUUAUGCAGUACUGCCUCUAGCGCGGCUGACGAGGGACGGAGUUUUUACUAGACUAAUGGUACACAGAGAGUGACUGUUUACAGUGGCUGUUUGGUUGAAAGAAGAUAUGCAUGUUUGAGUCCAUGUACAUAUUUGCAGGGAUGGGGAAGAUGGUGUUUAGAAUAUAAUUUGGAGGAUAGAAUUUUAACACUAACAAAAAUAAAUGUAUUUUUAUUAAUAUUGUUUGAAGAGAAACUGUUUUACCAAUUUUAACAUAUUUUCAGAUGCUUACAAUAUCCCCUAUGCUUAUAAAUAAUCUGUAUAAAUGAUUUGUGAAACAUCCCCGUAAACCAAUUUCUGUCUAAAUAUAUGCAAAUGAAAAGUGGAUGACUUGAGCUUCAGUCAGAAUUCACUUCUCAGUCUUGUAGAUGUUUUUAUUACCUUAUGUAUGUAUAUACCUAUCCAUGUAUAUACGUAUUCAUAUACCUUAAGGUUGAAUGUCUUCUUGCCUCACAUUUGUAGGAAUAAUAGUAGGAUUAUCUUUUAUGUGUGUGUGUGUUUUUUUUAAUAAACACUCGUAAGAAAUUUU